UAUAAAUGCGCCAAAAUGAUGUAUUUGGAGAGAAAAGUAAGGAAAAUGAUCGAGGGAAAGAAAUCAAAAAGAAAACAUUUAAAAUUAAUAAAGUGGCUUCAUAAGAAGAAACUGUUGCAGAAAAAGGUGAAAUGCAGUCUCUGUCACCACAGAAUGAAGCUGAAACAGAGCAACUGCUCAGAUUGCUAUGAAUGGAGGUGUCAACGAGCUAUCCACAGAGGAAGGCAAAUGAAGAGAUCUGUCAGGCACAACUCUGUGUUUAGUCAUUCCAAAGUGUCUCUCUUCAAAUGGAUGGAAUUUGUGUACAGGUUUUCUCAAGGUCUGCAUUUGCGCCAAAUUGACAUGAUAGCUGAUGAAAUAGCAGGAAGUUCAGCAACUCUGUCAAAAAUGGCCAAAAAGGUGAGAGAAGCUUGCGUGGUGUCAAUGGAAAGACUCAGAAGAAGAAAAGGACAGCGUAUUGGAGGACGCAGGCAGUUCAUUGUUAUAGACGAGAGUCACUUCAGACAUAAAAGAAAGUAUGGAAGAGGACGGAUGGCAGGGGGAUGGAGAAGGAGGAAGUGGGUGUUUGGGAUGCUGGGUGUGAAAGCUGGGGGCACAAAUCAAAGAAAGCCAGUUCUUCGCUUAGUCGAGCGAAGGUCCAGAAGGGAACUCUUGCCACUCAUCACUCGACAUGUCAGGAGGGGAUCCACUAUCUUAAGCGAUGAGUGGCGUGCAUAUCGGCAAGCUCUACCUCAGUUUGGCUACAGACAUUACACAGUGAAUCACAGUGUCUCAUAUGUUGAUGCUCAGACAGGGGCUCACACCCAGCAUAUAGAGAGAGCCUGGAGAACAUACAAGGAAACUGUUUGGAGGCUUAGAGGUAACCGGUCAGAGGAGCUGUUGAAAAAACACUUGACUGUAAUAGAAUGGUAUGAAUGGCUAGCUAAAAAACAUCAUAAUGGCCCUCUAGGACAACUAAUUCAUGACCUUGGAAAACUCCAUGAAUAAAAUGGGACAUUUGAAUUCCACAAGAACUAAUAAUCUAGCAAGCAAUCUAAAAAGUUUUUAGGUUUAUGGUUUUAAGGUUUAUGAAAAAAGUUAUAGUUAUUUCAGGUUAUGCAGUAUAUCACAUUUUAUUAAUUAAUUUGUGCAACAAAUUGUGAAUGUUUUUUAAUAAGCAGAUGAAGUUUUGUAUUUAAUAUCACAUGCGAUACAAAUUGUAACAACUUUUUAGUCAUAUUCAUGUUUUAAUAAAUGGCAAGUUAAAUUAA
This is a messenger RNA of Astyanax mexicanus (Mexican tetra), 1250 nucleotides long. RefSeq lists its product as uncharacterized. Gene Ontology annotation, biological process: spermatogenesis. Gene Ontology annotation, cellular component: nucleus; nucleosome. Gene Ontology annotation, molecular function: DNA binding. The record is from RefSeq and is a predicted model, not a curated record. NCBI's taxonomy places the organism in Eukaryota, Metazoa, Chordata, Actinopteri, Characiformes, Acestrorhamphidae. Bases 16 to 987 code for a protein of 323 amino acids. The transcript is spliced from 4 exons.